GGUAAAAUGAAUGAGCAGACGCCUCUUUUAAAAAAUACAAAAAAUAGUUCUUGUUGUUCUCAAAGUCGUUGUUGUUCAGCAAAGGAUGAAAUACAAACAUGUUGUUCAAUAAAAAAAAUAAAAUCGACAGACAGUGAUGGAUUACCGCCUGUUAAUGAUGUUGAUUAUUGUUUCCUUGCUGAUCAAAAAUGGGAAUAUAAGUGUAUUGCUUUAUUAUGUGCAUUAUUUUUAGCUGAAUAAAUGUAUAAAUGUAGUUGGAAGUCAUUUUGCUGCUCAUACAUUAGGCGCAAUGAAAAAUACAAUUAAACAUGAAUUUGGUAUUACAAAUUCUCAAUAUGGUGUAAUUCAGUCAAGUGUAGCUAUUGUAAAUACAAUUUUACCUGUUGUAGGUGGUAUUUUUAUUGAUGCCUUUGGUACAAUACCUGGUGCUCUUUUAACUACUUUGUUGAUUACAUCUGGUAAUAUACUUGUAGCACUCGCUGCUUCACCAAAGAGUUUAUAUGUGAUGGUUAUGGGCCGUGUUCUCUAUGGUAUUGGUAGUGGUACAGUAGUUAUUGUACAAGAAACAAUUCUAAGUCAAUGGUUUACUGGUAGAAGUUUAGCUGGCGUUGUCGCUUUAAUGUUAACCGUGAGUCGAUUGGCUUCAUUUUGUGCUCAAGCAACAGUGAUUCCUAUUGCUAAUCGAACUGGAUGGUAUGGAUAUAGUUUAUGGUUCUCAGCUUUAUUGUGUAUAUUUUCAAUGAUUAUUACCUUUGUAUAUAUUGGAUUACUUAAAACAGUGACGAAAUCUACAAUAACAUGUCGCAAACAAAUGGAAGUCAUUAAACGAAAGAAAUCGUUUAGUUGGUCAAAAUUAAUGUUUUUACCUCACUCUUAUUGGCUUAUUGCUACUAUGGAAUUUUUAUUAGGUGGUGGAUGGAGUUGUUUUUUACAUAUCAAUAGUGAAUUUGUUAAACUUAAAUUUUCUUAUGAUGAUGCUCAUGCAGCGGCAGUAGCGAGUGUUGCACAAGUCUUACCUGUCGUCCUUAUGCCCUUUUUAGGUGUUUGUGUAGAUCGAUUCGGAAAGCGCACCUUAAUGAUGAUUGGAAGUGGUUUAGCUAUGUUAUGCUCUAUGCUUCUCUUAGAAUUUACAUCUAUGCCACCUUUAUUAGGCAUGCUUUUAUUUAGUAUUAGUUUAUCACUUGGGCCUGUUGGACUUGUAUCUUCUGUACCCGUUAUAUUACCAUUAUCACUUGUGGGUACUGGUAUGGGAUUAGUGAAAUCUGGAACUAACAUUGGAGCAGCUAUUUUUGAUAUCACAACUGGCUUAUUACAAGAUGCAGAUCCUCAUAAAGGAUAUGAUGGGGUUAUUCUCUUCUUUAUUACAAUUUCAUCUUUAGCUAUAUUAGCAGGAUUUACACUUUAUAUACUUGAUUUUACAGUCUACAAAUCCAUCUUGGAUAGAUCUGCACAUGAAGCUUAUCGUAUAGAUAGAAACAAAUUAGGUACUUCUUCUCUCGUUUGUUUAAAGGCAAAUUAUUUUUAUGGAUUUAUUUAUCUCAGCCUAUGUUGUUUAAGUUGGCUUUUAUUUUUCAAAUUUAUUUUAUCCUAGAUGAAUGCAAACAAACAAAUCAUUCUCCCCCCAAACCCCACCCUUGCCUCCUUCUUUCUCUCCCCGCCUCCCCCCCCACACACAUAUAUAUAUACGCACAUUUCUAGUUAGUAAAUAAGAUGUAGUAGUCAUAGAAUAGAUACUAUUACAUAAUACCACGUAUUUUUUAUUAAUAUAUAAAUAAGAGAAACACACCACAUAUAUAAGAAAUUUCUAUUUUAGACCUAAUAAAAAAACCUAAAAUGU
This is a messenger RNA of Cokeromyces recurvatus, 1837 nucleotides long. Its product is annotated as major facilitator superfamily domain-containing protein. Gene Ontology annotation, molecular function: transmembrane transporter activity. The coding region runs from base 290 to 1591 and encodes 433 amino acids. Gene Ontology annotation, biological process: transmembrane transport. The record is from RefSeq and is a predicted model, not a curated record. The transcript has 6 exons. NCBI's taxonomy places the organism in Eukaryota, Fungi, Mucoromycota, Mucoromycetes, Mucorales, Mucoraceae.